GGCGCGGGUUGAUCCUUGAUUUGUGGAAAACGGGUCAUGAAAGGAAAUCUGGUUUGAUUCUCGGGUGAAAUUAUGGAGCUAGUGCAGGACUACGAGCAGCAGUAUGCCGUGCAGACGGCGGAAAUAACGGCCCAGAUUGGCCGGAUUGCACUCGCGAGUGGAGCGGAACGAAACAAACUCAUAUCGGACGUUGAUCGGCAGCUGGAGGAAUCGCAGGAACUGCUGGAACAGAUUGGGCUGGAAAUUCGAGACAUCCCACAGGGGUCCCGGGCCGCCUACACGUCGCGAUUGAACUGCUAUCAGGCGGAAUGGAAACGGUUACAGCAGGAGUUUGGCAACGCCAAGGCAGCUCGACCGAAGGCUGGUUACGAUUCCUCGGUGGAUGAUUUCGAUGAAAUCGGCAUACAGGAGGACCAAAAGCGGCGACUGCUGGAUAAUACGGAGCGGCUGGAACGAACCAGUAACUAUCUUAACGACGCAUAUCGUGUGACUAUCGAGACGGAGCAGAUCGGUGCGCAGGUUCUGUCCGACUUGAGUCAACAGCGGGAAACCAUACAACGAUCACGUGCCAGGCUCCGAGAGACCGAUGCCGAUCUGAGCCGCUCUUCCCGUAUCCUGAACUCGAUGAUAAUGCGCGCGAUGCGGGAAAAGUUCAUCCUAGUGGUGGUUAUCGCUGCAAUAUUUUUGGUGCUUGUUUUUAGUAUUUAUUUUUCCAUUUCCUAAACCCCGGCUUCCACCGGUGUUGCGGUGGACGUCCGAUAAGAGGUUUUAGUCGAUUCCGAUUUUAUGUUAUCAUGUGUACACUAACGAAGAGAGGUCAACACGUAUUUCUUUAGCUCUGUUGUGAUAUUUUCCCCUGCCCACCCGCGGCACGAUCCGUAGCUGAUUUUAGGUUUUCAAUGUCCAGUCGAUAGUGCACCGAUAAAUAUAAUAAUCUUACAUCUUACUGCUGUACAAUAAAGUCGAUUUGGGAUCAUUUCGAA
Anopheles aquasalis is the source of this 983-nucleotide messenger RNA. It is a transcript of the gene Vti1a, whose product is annotated as Vesicle transport through interaction with t-SNAREs 1a. Gene Ontology annotation, biological process: macroautophagy; retrograde transport, endosome to Golgi; intra-Golgi vesicle-mediated transport. Lineage: Eukaryota; Metazoa; Arthropoda; Insecta; Diptera; Culicidae. Gene Ontology annotation, molecular function: SNARE binding; SNAP receptor activity. The record is from RefSeq and is a predicted model, not a curated record. Gene Ontology annotation, cellular component: ER to Golgi transport vesicle membrane; Golgi apparatus; SNARE complex.